GUUUCUGUCUCCAUUUAAAUAAUGCCUAUUUCAUCCCACAGUCACAGUGGACAAUUCUGUAAACAUGCUUUUUGUGAACUAGAAGAAAUAGUUCUCAGGGCUAUCGAAGUUGGUUUUACCCACUAUGGACUCUCGGAACACAUGCCUCGGUAUGAGCCGGAAGAUUUGUACGAAGAAGAAAUAGAGGUGAGAUUUAUUAUUUCGCUUUCUUAACUGAGUGAAGAUUCAUUAUAAUAUCCGAUAAGCGUACGGCGCUCAUCGUUUUCAACAAUAAGAUUUAGGUUAAGAUUAUUGCUGCGGAGCGACCGUAGGGAGCGAGCAGCAACAUAAUCGGGAUUUAAGGGAAAUAUAUAUGGUAAGACGAAUCCUCGAAUUCAUCACUUUUUACCAGAAUUCAUUGCAUUUAACCAUCCUCGCUCGUCGCUGCUCUGGACGUUUCGCGCGUAGGAACGUCUGCGACUCAGUGGUAGAAAUUCCAUACUGAUGACGCAAAUCAAUGUUUAUAUAAUAAAGCCGGUAGUCAGAUCAUGAGUUCCAAAUAUAAAUUUGUUCAAUUUUAUGUGUCUUCUGGUCGAUUUUGGUAUACCGUUGUGUUCAUCUACCAACGAGCUCAAGCAAAACUCAAAUACUUCUUCUAGAGAAGACUAUAUUCCCCAAAUUCCACAAAUAUUGACUGUUUUGGUAGAGAUUCCGUGACAUGUACAUACAGAGUGCAUUGCGGUACUUUUUACCAGAAUGCAUUGCGUCACGAACAACUCAAAUUAAAACACGAGGAAAUUUGGUGGCUGAGAGCAUUCAUUGUUCGCUGCCCAGACUCAGAGUUUCUUUGUGUCAAAUUUUCUACAGCAGGGUUAGAGGUCUUACCAAAUUUAAGACACUAAGGAGUCUUUCAGAUGAGUAUGAUGGUUAACUUUAGGAUUAGCCUGCGUGGCAGGCGUUUGAAAGGGAAGGGAAGGGGAGUUUAAGGCUCGAGAGAAACACAAGAGGCAUGUGAGGAGGGAGGGAAGGAAACGCCUGCAAGGAAACCAUUGUUUUCGCCAUCCUGCCUACUAAUUAUGUAUGCAAAAAUGACGCAAUUGUAAAUGACUAGCUGUCAAAUAAGUCUGUCAGCGAUGCACGUAAUUUUAGCUUUUGUUUUUCUAAAACGAGAUAUCUGAAGUGUAGGUACAUUCUAUAAAAAAAAAGUUCAAAUGCAGCGGUCAUCCGUUGGAAGAAGAAAGUUGCAAUGAUGCGUGUCUUGUUAUAUAAAAUCGAGCAUAAAUCUAUUACGUCGUUUGCUGAAGGAAACAUGCUGGAUGUUGCAACUUGCAUGCAAUAUCUGUCUGAGAAAAAUUUAAAACACUUUGCCAGCUCACGAAUUCUUGUAAGUCUCACUGCCUAACCAAUGCCAGUAUCAACAGAAUGUGCCACAGCAUUACUAUCUUUUAGAUACCCCAGUCUCUAAAAUAAUGAGCUCAUCCUCAGUGUAUUAUCCGUGAAACUCUCAAGUGACGGAAAACAAAGGAAACACAGAAGUCAACACAAGAGAACCUAGGAAAACAAAAGGUGCACAACAAAGAAAAAGUUCACAGGUUGUUACACUGAGGUAAACCCAAAUAAUAGCUCAAUCAAUUCCAAGUGUGCCUAUCCCCCCUCCGUCCCCAUCCAUUUGUCAGGCAUCUGUUGUCUUAUCAGUCCGGGUGGCGAGGUUUGUUCAAAAACCUCUACGCGGAGAUUUUACAUUUUUCAAUUCUUCUUGAAGCGGUUAACAGCUCUCCUUUUUCAAUAUUUCCCUCUAGAAUAUGCCUAUUUAGAUAGCUAUAUAUAUUUCUGUAAAAAAUAUUGUUAAUAAAUAUGUUUAAAAUGAUACAAGACAGUGGUUUUCACUCCAUCACCACCCUAUCAAGCUUGCCCUCCACCCCCGUUCCCCAUUAGGCAUUUUUCAGGUGUUAGCCAGUCAGUUAAGUUCCAUGUUCACUGUAUGUUCCCACUUUUCCCAUGUUGGGCUAUUGUCAUCAAAUGGCCUGCUCGAAGGUGGGAAUUUGCCAUAGUGGACUUUCAUGUAUUUCUUCUUGCACUUUUAAAAUGGAUAAAUCUAUGGCACGUACAUGUUAAGUGAACAUUCAUGAUUACAAGCUAAUUAAAGAAAGAUGUGUUACCACAAACUUUGAGUUCUAGCAAAAUAAUUGUCCUCACCCUCCCUGAAUACUUGCCUGCAGAAAGUGUAAGAAUGGCCACUACUAGAGAUUUAAGAGGGAAUAGCAAGCCACUGUGGAGAAGAAGUUGAAGUGAAAUUGUACUUGUUUGCAAAGAUUGACAGUACCCUACAAGCAGUAAAGGAAAAUGCAGAAAAACCAUCUCAGGGUGUUCAUUAGGCAUCGGAGAUUGGAGAGUUCUCAGUUUAUGAUGCAGAAUUCUCCGGCUAACAUUCGGUAACCUAUGACUAUUUUUUAUUCAGAGUUGGAGCCUUUUUAAAAAUAUUAUCCUGUAACAUUACACCUUUCUCCUGCUACUAGAAUUCUAAAUGAAAACCUUGCAUCUAAAGUUAACCAUAAAAGUCCAAUGAAGGUUUUGUUCUACUAAUCAAAAACUAUCUUGACAUUUUGCUUUCUGGGCAUGCUGUUGCAUUCAUUGACUUACUCUCUCAAUUAUAAUGCUAAUUUGCAAUCUUUAGGCUCUUUCAAGAAAAAUUAAGUUUUUCUUUGUUUUAAGGGUCAUGGCCAUGACCCUACAAUGAGGUUCUUAUUUGAAUCUGCUAGCCUCUUGCUGGGGGUAGAAAAUAACACAUUCUGUACGUUUAAAUGUCAAUGUGUUAAGCAAGGAAAUAGUGAUUAAGGAUGCUAUCUUUAUUUCUCUUAUUGGAAAUGAGGCUGCCAUUUUACCUUGUCAUUCAAGACACGUGAAGGUCCGGCCACUUGCAGGGCAAAUGCAGUACCUUUAUUACUCAGUUGGUCUAACACCCUGAGUAUUGGUCUGGCCUCUAAAAAUCAAACCCACAACGUUCCACUCUGCAGUCGAGUGCCUGUCCAACUAAGCUCAUGAAAUCCUGCCCAUGGUUAGGUUAUGCCCAACUUUCCAAGGAAAAAAGGGCAAAUACCUGACAAAUGCCUUGUUGGGGGGGGCAAAUUGGCCUGUUUGGAAUUACAAAUUGAAACGGGCAGACAUACAGUACUGAAAACUCCGGAAAAUCUUCAAAUUUGCCCCUUCUGCCACUUAAAUGAAGUUGAACAUGCAUUACACUUUCUAUUCAAUUGUAAUCUUUAUGAUAGUCUUUGAUCUAACUUUAACAGAAACAUCAUGAAAAAGAUACCACCAUUUUAAUAAUUUUGACAACAAUGAAAAAACCCUCUUUAUGUUUAACAAUGUCAAUCCUCAUAUCUACAGACUUACAGCUGCUUAGACAAGUUCAUUUAUGGAAUAUAGACAGAAACUUGUUCUUUAUUAUAGCCUUUAUUUUGAUGUAAGAUUUAUAACAUAAAUAAUGUAGGUAACUCCAUGUACUCAUGUGGGAAUACUGAAAUAACGUUGUUGACUGAGCCACAAGUUUAUUUGCUUGACAGGGGGUACUUGUCAGUUGUGACCAUGCUUGAAAUUAAGAUGGAGAUAGUUACCAGGUUGAGGGCUGUAACUAAUGGAUGGGGCUGGGGAUUAAUUUCUGGCUAGUACGAGCAUGACUAUUUUCACAGGAAAAAAAAAGACAAAACUAAGAACUAAAGAAGUUCCUAUUUGUUCAAUUCCCUGCCUACUAAACUAACGUCAGGGUGGCAAGUUAAGAGGGAUACUCGUCACACAUCACCAGACUUUUUUAAGGCCUUCAUUCAUCACAGGGAAAAAAUUAGCCAUCACGCAUAAUGUACAGGUAGGUGAGGUGCAAUUGCAGAAGGUUAAUAUGGCAACAUCUCAACCCAUUGAUUAAAUCAGCUCUAAUGAUUAAUAAAAAAAUUGUUUUAAUCGUUUUUGAGUAGUUGAUUGAAUUGAUCUUAAUUGUACAAAAGGGUUCUCUGAAAUCUGGUGUUGUUCAAAUGUUAACCAUAUUGACCAGUAUUGUUUAGAAACAAGAAAAAGGACCAGUAAAUGAUGUCAUGACUAUCUGUUUUUAAUGUCUGUGCUUCUAGUUUCAUAUGAUAUUCACCAAUCACAGAAAUCCAAAAGGAAAUUCAAAAUCAUGCAUCACAGGUUAUAAAAAUAGUAAAUCAUGCACCAGCCUGCUAUUUCGAAUCACGGCUAAUUUAAACCCGAUCACAGAUCACACUGAUAAUAUAUUUAUAAGAUCCACCAUACCUUACGGAAAGCCACCCUGAAACAUGUACACUGGAUAGCAGUGACGUCAGCCCUGUCCUUAGAGACAUUUCAGUAAAGUUCAUUGCAUCUUUGAAGUUAAUACAUUCCUGUGCCAGUAAAGGACUGAUGUGGAGUAUUAACAAAAUUAAACAACAAUCCUAGCACUGCAUGCCCCCCCUGAUCAUGAUACGCUUAACAAUACAUUGUUUAUUACUAUCCCUCUACAUUAUUCUUAUUACUAUGGCUAUGUCUGGUAUUAUAUUUUGUUACAAAAAUGUAGAGUUUUACAUGCAAUGAGCAGUAAGAAGUAAGCUGAAACCAUUCUAGGCAUACAGAUCAGAGAUGGGUGGGAAGUGGAGGAGGGGGGGCGGGGUUUAGAUGGUAGAUGGCCUGCGACCUACUGUACUGUGUAGUUUUGUUUGUGACAAAAACAUUUUAUCUAAAAAAACUUGGCCUGUUGCUUUCUAUUAAAAAUCAAUGUCACUCUAUAGUUCUUGUUCAUGCCCAAUAUACACUGUAUAUCUAUGUAUCUCACCCCAAUUAAAAAUUUUAGGAAUUCUUCUUUGAACUAAGGGCAAUAAAUUUUGCCGUGUUUUAAUUGAUUUUUGCAGUUUCAUAUAGCUUGUACCAGGCUCUAGCUCACAGAAUGAGAGUAGGCAUGUCACAAAAACAAGGCAAGUGAAAAGAAGAUGCACCUGAUUGGCAGAAGUGGGCCUCCACUCUCCAAAUUCCCCACCUGUUUUUCGCAUCAGUUUUCAUGAUCUCUGCGCAUUACUAUCUUGGAGCCUGAAACAGGCUAAGACUUACAGCAAUAUGUAAAAAUCAAGACCCACCCAAAAUUUUUUAAACUGCACAGUACCAUCUUAUUUGCAACCAAUGCAAGAGUGCUGUCAAUCAGUAAAAUUCAUGGAGUAAUAUAUUUAAACCUAAAGGGUGCUUUCCAUUUGUCAGAACAGAAUUGGCAAAACCUGUCAGGUCACCAGGAGAAUUCCCCUAUUAACCUUUUAAGUCCCAGUAGUGAUCAACAUCAAUUUUCUCCUGACAAUAUCCAUAUGUUGCCAAGAGAAAUUGUUAUGAGAGUUCAUAAAAUGAUCACUAAAGAGAAAACGCCUUGAUCUGUUAACAAACUCUCUCAACUAAUUCUUUAACAGUAUGGAGAAUUUAUAUGUGGAUAUUGGGGCUUAAAGGGGUUAAUCAGGACUAUCCAGCCAGAUCAGUUUAUUUCUAAAUGGUGUGUGCAAGGCAGUGAUGGGUUUAAUAAAAAUUUGUGAGAAGACUAAUAUUCUGAAAUACAUCAUUGUACAGUUGAACCCCACUUUAUGGACACCUGCUUAAUACAGAUACAUACUUUUUAUGGACAGUUUGCUUUGUCCAUGGGAAAAGAAAGCCCUUGCAAAUUUUUCUAUCUUCAACCCACUGAAUAUGGACACCCAGUUAAUACGGACACUUUCUAUGACCCCCUUAGUGUCCUUGUUAAUGGGAUGUGAGUGUCUUUCUUUUGUGACCAGUCUGGCUGGCCAGUUCUGACUUUUCAAAAGUGCUCUAAAACAACUGAAAAUGAAAUCACACUAUGAUUCAUUUUACUUUUUUAGGAAAAUAUGGAACCUUCUGAACUCUGUUGCAUUUUUGAGGAUUUUGUCAAGGAAGCAAGGCGUCUUCAGGACAAGUAUAAGGACAAAAUUUCUCUCAUUGUUGGCUUCGAAACAGAUGUUAUUAGAAAAGACUGUUUUGAGAGGAUAAAGACGCUGAAAAAAGAUCUGGAACUAGAUUACAUUGUAGGAUCCAUUCAUCAUGUUGAUGGAAUUCCAACAGACAUCAGCCUAGAACUUUAUGAAAAAGCAGAAAAAUUAGCUGGAGGAACAGAGCUGCUUAUGUGUCAAUAUUAUGAUCAACAAUAUCAGCUAUUGCUAGAAGUUAAGCCUGAGGUCAUUGGCCAUUUUGACCUCAUUAGGUUGUACAGACCUGAUUUUGAAUUUACAGAUAUUAUUUGGAGGAAGAUUGUCAGAAAUGUCGACUUUGGCAUAUCUUAUGGAGCAUUGUUUGAGAUAAACACAAGUGGCGCUUCCCCAUCAAAGAAACUGAAAAACCCACACCCACAUAAAAGAGUUCUAGAGGUAAGUGAAAUAUGGUUAUGUCCAUUGAGGGAUAUUAGGGAGUUUUAGCAGCCACUAAGGUGACAGCAAUAGGCUUAGGGCCUGUUUAUAUGAGUUGAGCCAGCCUGGCCUGCUUUACCAGCCUGGCUGGGCUUAUGCCUUGUUUUCACGUUAAAUUUUUGUUGUGUUUAUAUGAGAAGGUGGGCUAUCCUGACUUACCAAGAGAUCUCAGCAUUACAGCCAGCCCGCCUCCCCACAUAAACGCAAAAUGGGGCAUGAGCCUAGCCAGCCCAUUACAAGCGGGCCAUGUUGGCUAAAACAGACCCCUAAUAAGCAAAACAAGAACUCUGCACGUACAGCACACUUAUUGGUACAUUUCUUUGUCAUCAUUACAUCACUAUGACGUGAACAGUUUUCCUUGUGCUGUGUCUAAAAGAAGGAAUGACAUAAAAUGAUCUAAAUGUUACCUAAAAUGGCUCAAAUUGAGCUACAACUGCCAAUAUCUAAAAUACACUUAGAUUUCUCAAAUCACUUAAAAUUGUCUAAAGGCAAAAUGGUGAAAAUGGCGUCACUGACUUUGCAUGUGCUUUGGAAACAUUUAGAAUAUUUAAAAGUGGGGACUUGACUGCAAAACAGUUGGUAGAGUCUCACAUGUAAGAGUCUCUCCCCAGUCUCGCUCUCUGUUUUCAGCCUCGCUCCAGACCUUUUGUUUGACUGUUCGCGCGUACUUAAAUACGGGCUGUUUUGCAGUCUAAGGGUUGAUUUCCAGUGUCACGUAAUUUUACAUGCGUAAAUAAAAUAGAAGCAAUGUUUGAAAGGCCACGCACAAACGUAAAGGUUGAGCAAGGUUCAACUUCACAUAUAUGCUUGACCUUCCAUACAUUGCUUUUAUUUUUUUCACUUGCGUAAAUAAAUUAGACGCAGUGUAUAAAAAGUCGCACAUAAAAGUAAAAGUUGAACCUGGCUCAACUUUAACAUUUACGCGCGACACCUCAAACACUGCUUUUAUUUUAUUUACACGCGUAAAAAUGUACAUGGAAACCCACCUUAAGUCUUCUUGCUACUCGGUGGGAAGAUGAUGGCACGAAAAAGAAAAAGUUUGCUCAGUAACGCAGUUUUGAUUGGACUAGAGCUCGUUUAUUCAGAUAGUGCCGAAGAUUUGAGGGUGUGCCUAGCAACCUAGUUGUGAUUGGUGCAGCGCUAACAGUGCAAAAAUUUUGAGUUUGCCUGGUAAUGUAGGUUUGACUGUAACCACCAGGCUUUCAAUAAAAUUUUGCCACGUAUAUCUAAGCUCCAAAAAUUGGACCUGAUUUUUGUUUAGUAUGUUUGGUACAGAGUUCACAGCGAAAAAUUUGCAAAUUUGCCCAGCAAAGGAAGAAGUUCGAUGUUUGAAACUGGCCUUAACUUAAUCAAUUACCAUGGUUUUUCCCUAGUACUUGGUGGAGUCUGGUGCAAAACUCACCCUGUCCGAUGAUGCACAUGGUACUGGCGAUGUUGGUUUCUGGUACAACAACUUGUCUCAGUACCUAACUGAUAACAGGGUCACUGAACUGCACUACCUUGUGCCCCACCCCCAGAAAAAAGUGGUUUGUAGAAAGAUAGUGGAUUGUUUAAGUCAUCCAUUUUGGACACACUGCAGGGAAUUUUUGGAAGAGAAUUAG
Messenger RNA from Porites lobata, 8014 nucleotides. NCBI's taxonomy places the organism in Eukaryota, Metazoa, Cnidaria, Anthozoa, Scleractinia, Poritidae. The record is from the annotation of a GenBank genome assembly.